AUGGCCUUCGUCUUCGUCUGCAACUUUCUUCUGGUUUCCGGGAAAUCCAAGUCUCUCUGCUCCAUGGCGACGGACGGAGGGAAGAAGAAGGGGGGAAGGGGCUUCGAGGUGGAGGGAUAUCCCGUGGAGGGGCUGUCAAUCGGUGGGCAGGAGACCUGCGUGAUAUUCCCCACGCUCAAGAUGGCCUUCGACAUUGGUCGGUGCCCGCAGCGCGCCAUCUCGCAGGAGUACCUGUUCAUCUCCCAUGGCCACAUGGAUCAUAUAGUAAUCCCCGAUGCUAUCUGUCUCUUUCCUCCGCCCGCUUCUGUUUCGGAAGUGGAGUAUCGAGUUUGAUUGAUGGAAAUUCUCCGGUUGAUGGCGCACUAGGGAGGACUGCCGAUGUACGUGGCCACCCGGGGGCUGUACAAGAUGAAGCCUCCGACGAUUUUUGUGCCGCCGUCCAUCAAGGAGAACGUGGAGAGGUUGUUCGAAGUGCACAGAGCGAUGGACCAGUCCGAGUUGAAGCAUAACCUCGUCCCUUUGAAUGUCGGUGAGGCAUCCUCUCAGCUUUCCCCAUUCCGUCACCAUCUUCAUCUAUACUCGUGAAUGGAUGUGGCUAUAGCUUCAUACAAAUACUUUCAGGGGAGGAAUUUCUUCUGAGGAAGGACAUUAAGGUGAGAGCAUUCAGGACUUACCACUCGAUACCUAGCCAGGUGAAUCCCUGUCGCAAGCUUUAUCUCUCUGGCUGAUCUGUCCAACCUGUUCUUGGCCUAGGAUUCCUAAGGCUGUUGAGUUAUAAUACUUGUAGGGUUAUGUGAUUUACAGUCUAAGGCAUAAACUUAAGCCAGAGUAUGCGGGCCUCUCCGGGAAUGAGAUCAAGAACUUGAGGUUAUCAGGUGUGGAGGUCUGUCUUUGCAGUCACUUUGAAGAGGCUUACUUCACAGUUAGAACAUCGGGUAUUUUCCUCGCAGAUUCUUAUCACCAUGGAAUGACAGGUUACAUACUCAAUCACAUCGCCUGAGAUUGCUUUUACCGGGGACACCAUGUCCGACUUCAUAGCUGAUCAGGAUAACAUAGAUGCAUUGAAGGCUCGUGUUCUUGUGAUGGAGGUACUACCCAAGUUCGCUGAUUCCAAAUAAGUUGCUAUCUACCUCCAUCUCGGCAUGAUUUUUUAUUUUCAUUCAUAGGUGAAUGAUUUUGUAAAGUUUGAUCCUUCAACAAUAUGCAUCCUCACUUCAGAGACUUUGUUAUCUCAUCCUCCUCUUAUGAUCUUAUUUUUUGGGCUAGAUUCAUUUCAACAUAGAUUUCUUGGGAUGGUAUUUUCAGCAUGCACAGGCUUAAGACCAGAAGACAUGCACAGACUUGUUCAUUAAAAACAUGGGUAUUUUAUUGUAUUAUGCCUGACUUUUAUCAGUGGAUGACUUUGACAAAAAAGCUUUCUAGUAUAAACCCAACUCGUGGAUGUGUUGGCACCAUGUGUACAUACAUGUUCAAGUUAUUAUUUAUUUAGACAUUAAGUGAAUGAAGAUGAGAUAAUCAAGGCUUCACUUUUAUUCAAGUUUUAAUUUAGAUGAAUCGAUAAUGGUUGGGUAUCCAAUCAGUUCUGCUAAAACUGGGGUGCCCUGCUAUCUUUAUGUGGGAAAAUAUCUCUUGGUGGGUACCCAGUAAAGAAUUCAAACAUAGAAAACAGAUAGAGGCAACCUUUCUCCGAAAAGAAGCACUGUUGUCUUCAACCAUAAGAGAUAUUACUCUGAAGUUAUUCGAACCUGCUUUGUAAUGGCUUAAGAUUUGGAAAGGCGUCGUUCUAUGAUAUACAUCCUGCAUUCCCUUUAAAACCUAUUCAUUUUUCUGAGGCCUUUACACAUUAUUUGAUGGGUGCCAUAUUAAGGAUGGGAAGAGAAGCUUUAUUCUCUGUGAAUCAGCACUGCAAUCUCAAGGGAUUGUGCUCUCACCUCCACAUAAAUUUUAAGAACUUCUUGGGGUUUUCCACUCAGUCACCAUCUUUCUUUUAAACUCCUUGUGUAAUUCUUCCCAGAGCACCUUCGUUGAUGAAGCAAUGACGAUAGAGAAUGCAAGAGACUAUGGCCACACCCAUCUGUCUGAGGUCUGCUUCACUUGUCACAUGAACAUGGUUGGAGAAUUCGAUCCAUCUUAUCUUCCCUUCUGAUUUAUUAACUAAUUUUUUCUCAUGAUACUUUGAGAGCAGAUCGCUCGCUGUGCGGACAAGUUUGAAAAUAAAGCCAUUCUUCUGAUCCAUUUCUCAGCUAGAUAUCAGGCCGAGGUAAGUCCUUCAUAAAUCAUUUUAAAAGUUGAAAUAGUCAGCUGAUUUCUUCCUCCUCGUCCCCUCCAUUUCCAUGAAUUCUGCUAUCUGCUCAGGAAAUCCAGGCCGCCAUUUCCAAAUUGCCUCCUCCCUUGUCUGGCCGAGUUUUCGCACUGACUGAAGGCUUCUGA
Spirodela intermedia is the source of this 2430-nucleotide messenger RNA. The record is from the annotation of a GenBank genome assembly. NCBI's taxonomy places the organism in Eukaryota, Viridiplantae, Streptophyta, Magnoliopsida, Alismatales, Araceae.